CACUCAUUCAUUGUUGGGUGCUCUGACUGGUUGUUGCAAUUAGGGAAUUAUUUCACAUACUGCAAUAAUUAAGAGUUAAGACAAUGAGCUAUAACAGAUCAAACAUAGGUUCUGGUAGUAGGAAUGUCGGAAGGAACACAUUUGAGUUUGGAAGGACUUAUGUGGUCAGGCCCAAAGGAACCCACCAAGCAACUAUCGUUUGGUUACAUGGCAUUGGUGAAAUGGGAUCAAGUUGGUCCCAGUUCUUGGAAUCUUUGCCUCUUCCAAAUAUCAAGUGGAUCUGCCCAACUGCCCCAAGUCGCCCGAUAGCUUUAUUUGGUGGAGCAGAGUCUACUGCAUGGUUUAAUGUUGAAGACAUGUCAGAGAAUUCUACUGAUGAUGUGGAGGGAUUAGAUGCUUCGGCAACACAUAUUGCAAAUAUGCUGACCAACGAGCGUGAUGAUAUUAAACUAGGUGUUGCUGGCUUUAGUAUGGGAGCUGCUAUGGCUCUCUACUCUGCUACAUGUCGUGUUCUUGGGCAAUAUGGUAAUGGAAACCGAUACCCAAUCAACCUCAGUGUGGCAGUGGCUCUCAGUGGCUGGCUGCCAUGUUCCAGGAUCGUAAGGAGCAGAGUUCAUGCAUCACAAGAGGCUGCAAGACGUGCAUCAUUACUACCUAUUUUGCUCUGCCAUGGACAAGUUGAUGAUAUGGUUGAUUACAAACAUGGGGAGAAAUCUGCACAAACUUUACGGACGACUGGAUUUCAAAACAUGACAUUUCGUACAUACAAUGGGCUUGGUCACUAUACGAUACCAGAAGAAGUGAAUGAUGUUUGUUGUUGGCUCGUUGCAAGGAUGGGGCUUAGUGGAUAUGGGGUGUGA
Messenger RNA from Lactuca virosa, 860 nucleotides. NCBI's taxonomy places the organism in Eukaryota, Viridiplantae, Streptophyta, Magnoliopsida, Asterales, Asteraceae. The record is from the annotation of a GenBank genome assembly.